Messenger RNA from Pseudomassariella vexata, 1863 nucleotides. Its product is annotated as serine/threonine protein kinase-like protein. Lineage: Eukaryota; Fungi; Ascomycota; Sordariomycetes; Amphisphaeriales; Pseudomassariaceae. The coding region runs from base 1 to 1863 and encodes 620 amino acids. The record is from RefSeq and is a predicted model, not a curated record. Gene Ontology annotation, molecular function: ATP binding; protein serine/threonine kinase activity. Gene Ontology annotation, biological process: protein phosphorylation; intracellular signal transduction. The transcript has 2 exons.
AUGGGCGAAGACUUUUGCUCUGAGGAGCGGACGGAGCCGUUUUCUCAGUCGGAGAUCAACAUGCGGCUACAGAAGAGCAUACGUGUCGAGGAAGAACUUGCCAGUGCCGAGUCUGACACCGUGCCACUGGACAAGCUCGUCAUCGAUGAGCAACAUCACCAACAGGGAAUCAGGAUUCUGGUGCGCCCUUUGACUCGAAGCCGCUCAGUGAGCCCGGGUAGCGACAACUGCGAAUGGCUAGCUCUUCGCGCAGAGGUCGCGACCCGAAAUGGCCCUCAGCAGCCUAGCACUAAGGUGCUGGCUGUGACUCAGACGUCCAAGGACAUCAAUUUCUCGCUGAGGAUACCGGGCGAAACGGGCGUCGAUGAAACUCGGCCACCGCUAUGGUGCGAGCUGUACUAUGAUCCAGCCAGCGACAAUCAGAUUCUCCUUAAUAGAUCAGACGUCCCCAUCACUCUGGCGAGCGUUUCGGAUCAAGGAGACGAUAGUCAGUCGCCCUCUUUCAUCCACCCCAUCAAAGUUGUACCCGGUAUUACCAAGGAGCUCUCUCCUGGAACAUGGAGGAUCCGUGUCUAUGGCACACCCAUCAUCGACUUUCGCGUUUUGGCAAAACGCCCUGCCAGCCUGUGUGUCCCCGUACAGGAAGUUUCAGAUCUAACAUCCAUUGCGGACAGUAUUGAUCCGCUGAACUCGUCGAUAAAAAGGUCGUUCUCCGACGAUACAGAGAUGGAUCCAGCCCAGAAGAGACUAAGGACUACCGAGCGUGAAAAGCGUGAGGAUGUCGACGACGGAGUAAUCAUGUUCUACCCCGUAACCACAGGAGAGCCACUGGUUUUCCCUUUACCACAUGCCAGCAAAGCGAAGGAGGUCGCAAUCCCGCAUGGCCAUGCUCUGCUGCAAAUUCAGAAGGACGAGACAGUGGCGAUUCCAGGUGGCUGCGAGCUGGACCAGUACCAAGUGACAAAACGGAAUCAAAUUGCGACCACGGCGGCCUCUUCUGUGUUCACAGCUGAGCACUCGGAUGUGCCGGAUGGCGUGAUUACAGUCAAAGUGCUCAAAACCAGAAGGCCAAAUGAGGCCAAGCCACAGGAUAACCACAAGAAUGUUAUCCGGCAGGCCGAUAUCUGGUUGCGCGAAUACCGAAGCCAGGAGGACUUGCAGCACGAAUCUAUCGUGAAACUCUACGGCGGUGAUGCGCGUUAUCUGUCGCUAUACAUGGAACACAUUGAUGGCAAGGACCUAGCUGCUCGAGGCGUAUGGCGAGACGGCGCGACGGAUGUGUUUGUCGGCAACAGGAAUGAUGCGAUCCGCAUCCUCCGGGAUAUCGCCAGUGCUUUGAACUACGUCCACCAGAGACGGAGAGUCCACAACGACAUCAAACCCGCCAAUAUCCUGUACUCCCCAGACCGUGGCGCUGUACUAUGCGAUUUUGGCCUCUCGACACGCACGCAUGACUCCGCUACUAACGGAGGCACGCCGUAUUACGUGCCACCCGAGUUCGUCGGGAACAAGCUCCGUGGCACGCCGUCGGAUGUGUGGGCGCUCGGUGUGACAAUGCUCUACGUUCUUAAGCGCAUCGCCUUCCCGGAUGCGCGCGGUCGCCAGGGCCAUCCAAAGCAGCUGUACUGGAUGAUUGCCGAACUGAACAGAAGAUCGCAUCACUCAAGCAAAGCCAAGGGUCCCACGGCGGUGGACCAGAUGCAGCAAUGGCUCAGUGAGGUCACCGAAGCCAGAGCCAAGCUAAACCCGAAGGACAAGCUUCACGUGCUAGUUUCACAGAUGUUAACUCCGCAACCAAACCAGCGCAUCACCAUGGCUAAGGUUAUGACCGAGCUCAGCUUACCUCAAUGGACCGGUGUGUGA